This is a messenger RNA of Tyto alba (common barn owl), 5289 nucleotides long. RefSeq names its product Rho GTPase activating protein 39 (gene ARHGAP39). The record is from RefSeq and is a predicted model, not a curated record. The coding region runs from base 169 to 3510 and encodes 1113 amino acids. Gene Ontology annotation, cellular component: cytoplasm; cytoskeleton. The transcript has 11 exons. NCBI's taxonomy places the organism in Eukaryota, Metazoa, Chordata, Aves, Strigiformes, Tytonidae. Gene Ontology annotation, biological process: signal transduction. Gene Ontology annotation, molecular function: GTPase activator activity; protein binding.
CCUGCCCACUCGCUCUCCUCGGGGAGGCACGCAACGACUUGCUUUCGCAGCCCGGCUGCAAAGCACCCCAAAUUAGACCCUUUAGGUUGGCUGCGUCGUCAACCGAAAGGAAAGAAGAAGGUCGCCCCGAAGACUCGUCUCCCGAGCAGCCCGGAGGGAUGCUGCGAGAUGGCAGAUGAAGGGGUGACGGGACUUCUCUGUGGAAGGAGGCUGGAAUGGGUGGAAAUCAUCGAGCCUCGCACCCGGGAGCGCAUGUACGCCAACCUCAUCACGGGGGAGUGCGUGUGGGACCCCCCCGCCGGCGUGCGGAUCAAACGCACCAAUGAAAACCAGUGGUGGGAGCUCUUCGACCCCAACACCUCCCGCUUCUACUACUACAAUGCCACCACGCAGAGGACGGUGUGGCACCGGCCGCAAAACUGCGAUAUCAUCCCUCUGGCCAAGCUGCAGACCCUGAAGCAGAACACGGAGUCGCCGAGGGCUUCCACGGAGAACAGCCCCGGGAGGAGCAGCAACGUCAGCAGGGAAGGCAGCACCAGUUCCUCCCUGGAGCAGGAACUGGAGGGCAGCGAGAAGGUGCAGGAGCCGAGGUCGAGCCGUCAGUCCACCCAAUACGCCGUCGUGAAAGAAGAAACGGAAAGUUCGUCGCCUUCCGGAGUGUUUGAGAAAGAAUAUGACAUUUAUCGGGAUUACAGUGCGGAAGGUCAACUCCUCCACUACAGGACGUCGUCCCUGCGAUGGAACGCCGGCACCAAGGAGCGGAUGCUGAUCAAGGUGACCGACCGCGAGCCCAGCUUCCUCAUGCACCAAGGCAAUGGCUACGCCCCCGAAAACCAACCGGGCACCCGUUCGCGGCGACCCUCGGGGGGCCAACAGUCGCCCAACCUACAAACCUUCGCCCCCGACACCGACAACUCCGUCUUCUUCCCGGAGAGGAAGCAGUCGCCCUUCUUGAAGAGGGCCGAGCACGUGGGCAGCUGCUCGCCGCUGCUCGGCCGGGGGGACUCGUUCUGCUCCCCCCUCCAAGCCCAGCACCGCAAGCACUCCAGCGAGUCGCAACCCUCCUCGCCCCGCUACGCCUACGAGCCCCCCCUCUACGAGGAACCCCCCAUGGAGUACCAGGCUCCCAUCUACGACGAACCCCCCGUGGACAUGCAGUACGAAGCCAGCGGGAGCUACAAGGCGGGUUCGCCGCAGAAAUCGCCCAUCCGUAAACCUCACCCCUUCCUGCAGUCGCCCAAGCAAGGCUCCAACUCGCCCUACCAGCAGUUGGUGCUCACCAAACAGAAGUGUCCUGACCGCUUCAUGAGCCUGGAGUACAGCCCCGCCGGCAAGGAGUAUGUCAGGCAACUGGUCUACGUCGAGCAGUCGGGCUCCAGCCCCAAGAUGAAGACGGGGUUGAGGCACAAAUACUCCCCCAACCCCAUCGGCGGCUCCUACUCGCUGCAGCACAGCCCCUGCCUGGUCCGGGACCAACGCUUGGAGAUCAAAUCAGGUGACUACAGCAGCAUGGAGGGGCCCGACUUCUGCCCUGGCCCAACAAGUGGCCAGGUGGCCCAGGGCGAGGACUCCAUGUCGUGGUCCAGCCAACAGGACACCUUGUCCUCCACCGGCUACUCGCCCUCCACCAGAAAGAGGAAAAGCCGAAAGCCUUCCCUAUCUCACGACCCCAACGCCUCCUCCACGGACGGCUCGGGGGACCGGGAGGUGUUGGGUGAGCUGGGUGAGGAACGAGCCACCCCGGGACCCAACAGGUCACCGAUGAACCGUACGGAGAGCAAGGCGGCGGAGGCGGAGGCGGCACGGGGCUUCCCCGAGCCCUUCCUGGCGCAGGCGCGCCUGGCUUGGGAAGCCCAGCAAGCCCACUACCACAUGAAACAACGGAGCAGCUGGGAUUCCCAAAAGGACGGUUCAGGCUAUGAGAGUGACGGUGCCCUCCCCUUGCCCAUGCCGGGUCCGGUGGUGCGAGCCUUCAGCGAGGACGAGGCGUUGGCGCAGCAGGAGAACAAGCACUGGAAGAGAAACACCUUCGAGAAGCUGGGCUUCCCCCAGAUCCUGCUGGAGAAGAGCGUCUCCGUGCAGACCAACCUGGCCUCCCCCGAGCCCUACCUGCACCCGUCUCAGUCGGAGGAUCUCGGUGCCUGCGCCCAGUUCGAGAGCAGCAGACAGACCAGGAACAUGAUGCCUAGCGCCAGCUGUGUCUUCCCCACCUUCAACCUGCGGAAGCCCUCCUCGGAGACGGACAUUGAGAACUGGGCCUCCAAGCACUUCAACAAGCACACCCAAGGGCUCUUCCGCAGGAAGGUGUCCAUCGCCAACAUGCUGGCCUGGAGCAGCGAGUCCAUCAAGAAGCCCAUGAUCAUGACCAACGACCGCAACGUCAAGAAAGAGGCGUGCGAGAUAUUUAAACUGAUUCAGAUGUACAUGGGGGACCGGCGGGCCAAGACGGACCAGCUCAACGUGGCCUUGGAGAUCGCCACCAAAGGCUGGAGCAUGCAGGGUCUGAGAGACGAGCUCUACAUCCAGCUGUGCCGGCAGACCACCGAGAACUUCCGUUACGAGAGCCUGGCCCGGGGCUGGGAGCUCAUGGCCAUUUGUUUGGCCUUUUUCCCACCCACUCCCAAAUUUCAUUCCUACCUAGAAGGAUAUAUUUACAGGCACAUGGAUCCGGUGAAUGACACUAAAGUGACCCAGCACAUUAAAGAGAUCCUGGAAAGGACCAAUAAGAAGAAAUCCAAAUUGAGAAAGAAACCCAAGCCCUAUAUCGAAGAGCACGAUGGGGUGGCAAUAAGCACUUACGCCAAGUACUGCUACAACAAGCUGCAGAAGGCAGCGCUGACGGGAGCCAAGAAGGGCUUGAAGAAGCCAAACAUCGAGGAGAUCCGCCACGCCAAGAACGCCGUCUUCAACCCUUCCAUGUUUGGCAGCUCCCUGCAGGACAUCAUCACCAUGCAGAAGGAGCGGUACCCCGACCGGCAGCUGCCCUGGGUCCAGACCCGCCUCUCCGAGGAGGUCCUGGCCCUCAACGGCGACCAGACCGAGGGCAUCUUCAGAGUCCCCGGUGACAUCGACGAGGUGAACGCCCUCAAGCUGCAGGUGGACCAGUGGAAGAUCCCCACGGGCUUGGAGGACCCCCACGUUCCCGCCUCCCUGCUGAAGCUCUGGUACCGGGAGCUGGAGGAACCGCUGAUCCCCCACGAGUUUUACGAGCAGUGCAUCACCCACUACGAGAACCCCGAGGCGGCCAUCGCUGUCGUCCACUCUCUGCCCAGGAUCAACAAAACGGUGCUGUGCUACCUCAUCCGCUUCCUCCAGGUGUUCGUGCAGCCGGCCAACGUGGCCGUCACCAAGAUGGACGUCAAUAACCUGGCCAUGGUGAUGGCCCCCAACUGCCUGCGCUGCCAGUCGGACGACCCGCGGAUCAUCUUCGAGAACACCCGCAAGGAGAUGUCCUUCAUCCGGGUGCUCAUCCAGCACCUCGACACCAGCUUCAUGGAGGGCGUCCUAUAGCAGCCGCCGACGCGCGCGUGUGUGUGUGUGUGUCACCCCCUCCUCAAAUCUCCCCCCACCCCCCCCUCAAUGAGCCCCCCCCCGCCCUUUCCCCCGGCCGAGGAGCACAAGCUGGACCCCGCGGAAGGAGGGUGCUGGUGGCACCCUGCCCAUCCUGCUCCAGGACACGGGGACCGUUCCUGGUGUCCCGGCCCGACCUUCCAGCCAUCUCACUGCCCACCUCUCCGGGGGCGGGGGGGGGGGGGGGGGAGUGUGGGGUGUGUGGAACAGGGGGGAUCGGCCGUUUCGGGGGUCCCCGGGGGAUGGUGGCACCCACAGAGCAAGGCGAGGAGCAUCCCUGGGGACGGGUGACGUUUCCAGUCCUGCGUGGCCAUGGGUGACGGGCGGGGAGGCAUCAAACGGGUUCCCCCCCCCCCCAACAUCUUCAUUUGGGGUCGGGUGUCUGGCUGAGAGCAGAGCCGUGGGGCGGCCGUGGGGCGGGGAGAACCUCCGGGGGGGGGCGAGGGGGGAAUGGACCAGGAGAAGCCACCGGCGCUGCGCCGAGCGCCCGGAGAACGUGGCACGUCAACGACCUGAGUGACAAGUGUCCCCACCCCGCAGGGAAGGAGACGGCGGCACAACCGGGGUGCAGCUCGGGGUGCACCCAGGGGGAUGGGUGCUGGGGGGGGUGGGGGGGGCGCGCCCCAAAGGUCCUGUCUCGGCGCCCACCACGUCUGCUUGGCCCUGCUGGACCCAGCGCAGGACCCGGCGUCUGCUCCUGGCCUUGAAGGACCCAUCCUGCCACCCAUCAUCUCUGCCUGGAUCUGCUGGACUCAUCUUGGCUUGGUCCUCUUGGACCCACCUUGGUGUCCAUCAUCUCCUCCUGGUCCUGCUGGACUCAUCUUGGCACCCAUAACCCCUGCCUGGUCCUCCCGGACCCACCUUGGUGUCCAUCUCCUCCUCCUGGUCCUGCUGGACUCAUCUUGGCACCCAUAACCCCUGCCUGGUCCUCCCGGACCCACCUUGGUGUCCAUCAUCUCCUCCUGGUCCUGCUGGACUCAUCUUGGCACCCAUAACCCCUGCCUGGUCCUCCCGGACCCACCUUGGUGUCCAUCUCCUCCUCCUGGUCCUGCUGGACUCAUCUUGGCACCCAUAACCCCUGCCUGGUCCUCCCGGACCCACCUUGGUGUCCAUCAUCUCCUCCUGGUCCUGCUGGACUCAUCUUGGCACCCAUAACCCCUGCCUGGUCCUCCCGGACCCACCUUGGUGUCCAUCUCCUCCUCCUGGUCCUGCUGGACUCAUCUUGGCACCCAUAACCCCUGCCUGGUCCUCCCGGACCCACCUUGGUGUCCAUCUCCUCCUCCUGGUCCUGCUGGACCCACCUUGGCACUUGUCAUCACCUCCUGGUCCUGCCCAACUCGUCGUGGCACCUGUCAUGUCCUCCUGCUCCUGCUGGAUCCAUCACCUCCUCCUGCUUCUCUGGACCCAUCUUCAUGCCCAUCAUCUCCUCCUGGUGCUGGCCAACUCGUCUUUGUGCCCAUCAUCUCUGCUUGGGGCCUGCUGGACCCAUCUUGGCAUCUCUCAUGUCCUGGUCCUGCCGGAACCAUCUAGGCACUCAUCAUUUCCUGGUUCUCCUGGAACCAUCUUGAUGCCCGUCAUUUCUGCUUGGUCCUGCCCAAAACAUCUUGGUACCCAUCAUCUCCUCCUGCUCGUGCUGGACUCAUCUUGGUGCCCAUCGUCUUCUCCUGAUUCUCCUGGACCCAUCUUGGCAUCCGUCAUCUCCUCCUGCUCCUGCUGAAC